This is a messenger RNA of Symbiodinium natans, 1932 nucleotides long. NCBI's taxonomy places the organism in Eukaryota, Dinophyceae, Suessiales, Symbiodiniaceae. The record is from the annotation of a GenBank genome assembly.
AUGUCUGCCAAACUGCGGGCCAGCAGCUUGCCAUCGCAGGCUGGGCUGAUGCGGCUGCGUGGUGACCUUCGGGGCACAUCUGCGCGCUUCCGGGUGCAGCUCGACAAGCCCAGUCCAGCAACGAUCCACUCUGACCCCAUCUCCCGAAUUGGCAUGGAGGUUAAGCGCCAUGAUUCGAAAGCCAGGCUGGUAGUCAAUGAUGUGGACGAGAAUCCAAGGCAAAGGACCCCAGUGGCACAGUGGAACACUGCGGAAGAACGGCAGGCGGACCGUGGCGAGGAGGAGCAGCACGCCAGCCUGGCAAUCAAGCCAGGUGACCGGAUCAAGGCGGUCAACGAUCUCAAUUCUGCAACGCUGAUGCUCAGCGAGCUGCAGGAAGCAGCAAAGCCAGAGGAACCUCGAUCUGUGAAUCUGGAGGUCGCUCAGUCGUUCAUUCGGAGGUGUUUCACGAGACAUUUCGAACGUGCUUACGCCAUCACCGCCGAAGCCAAAGGUGUCUUCAAGCACCGGGCCCAGUUCACGCCCGUUGUGCAACGUUUGUGCAAGUACGUUGCUGGCCUGGGUCUGCCCGGCUGGACCUCGAGCUGUGCGUUGGUGCUUGGCGUAUCCUGGAGCCGCAGCCGAACACGCCACACCUGCUGCUUCGCAAAGGGCAAGGGCAGCGUCGACGUUAGGAGGCUACUCCAGCAAGCCGGGCUGAUUCCACCAGACUCCAACGAGACAUUGGUGGAGGAUCUGGAGCUUGAGACGCCCAUUGACUUGCUGCAACAAGGCUUCUCGGAACGUCUCAAUCAGAGCAUUGGCGAAAUCGAAGAGAAUUGGCCUAACAAGGAGGCUGUGGUCCCAGAAGAUGAAGUCAUCGAGAUCGAGACACCGCUGCAACAGCUGGACGUGCCUCUCCAAUGGCUAGAGCGCAACUUCGACAUUCGGCCGAAGCAGGAAAAGCUGGUGUCGGAGAAGAAGGCUCUAAAAUUUGAGACGCCUCUCUCAGCCCUGUUUCCUGGUGUAAUGGAGGAAGCUUUCGAGAGCACGGAGACGUGGACGGAUCUUCUGCUCCCCUUGCUUGACGCGGACUCGGUACUAGUCGACUCAAUGGAUGAAGCAAACUACGUGACGGUGACGCUGGACAAGCCGCUGGGAAUGCAAAUCGAAGAGAACCCACAGGAAUUGGGUGGUGGCGUGGCCGUGAAGAGCAUCCAGCCAGGUUCAAACGCUGCCCGUUCUCAGCUGAUUCGGCCUGGAUACCAGUUGCUGGCAGCCUCGGGCAUUGCUGUGCACGGGCUGCAUCUCGAAGAUGCGGCAAGGCCCAUUGAAGCGGCACCGGGUCGUGUGCAGCUGACGUUCUUCAACGGGAGUGCGGAGACUUUCUACGGCUUGCUGGGGCCGGAUCCAGAGUGGCUGUCAGCCUUCUUGAGAAAGCUGCAGGUGGAGCACUAUGCCUGGUCUUUCCAGGAAGGCCUCGCUCCGAAGAAGACCUGGAGCUGGGCGCUGGAGCUCCUGGAGGAGCUGAAAGAGAGCAGCGAGAGCGACUUGGACGUGCAGACCUUGCACAGCGCCUAUGGCGCAGCCAUGGAGGCUUGCCAAAGGGCUUCACAAUGGGAGCCUGCUUUGGAGCUCCUAAGCGAAAUCCGACGGCUCCGUCCAUCAACUCCACCUACAGCCGCGAACUAUCGCUCUGCCAUCAUCGCCUGCGAGCGUGGCGGUGAACAUCUGCCAGCCCUUUGGCUGUUGGAAGAAAUGUUGGAGGCUGGCCUGGAACCAGAUCGAGCUACCUAUAGCAGUGCUGUCGGUGCCUGCCGAGCUAUUCUCAGGACCCUAAGAAGUCAGUCCAGGACGAUGUCACUGUUGCAAUCCUCACGUGCGAAGAAGCAGCAGAGGCCUCAGAGGUACCAGAAAACGCGAAGAAGGGGGGCGAAGAGGCAGCUGCUCUGA